AUGAUAUCUAAAAAUAUAAUAAAAAUAGUUAUAAAAAUAUAUUUAGGAACUUUGAUGAUUUUUGAUUUCUUUUCUCUUAUUAUGUAUAUAUCAUUGCUAAUAUUUUUAAUCAAAGGCCGAUUAAGAAAUGACAAAUUAGUAUCAAAAGAAUUUCAUACACUUUGUAUUUUUAAUGGAAUUCUCGAUGUUUUUUUUAUAAUAGAAGAAUAUUUUGCCUAUCGAAUACCAUUAAUGGGAUUAUUUCAAAAAUUUUACCUGGAAUGGUAUCCAACAACUAGUAUUUCUGGAUUUUUAUAUAUUUAUUCACUUUAUCAUAUAAUAUAUGUGUCACUUUCUGCUAUAACAUUAACUUUUAAUAGAUAUUAUGCUAUUGUUUAUCCAUUAAAUUAUAAAUUCUUUUGGAGCAAUUAUCGUUUAGUUAUUUUAACAAUAUGGCCAGCAUUAGUUUUAUUUCCAAUAUUAAUUUUUUUUUAUGAUACAAAAAUAAUAUUUACACAGGAACCUGAAAUUGGUAGAAUGGCAAUUUCUGUGGUUGUUGAAGAGAUUAAUAAAAAAUUAUGGGAAAUUACAUUGUCAAUUCAUAUAUUUGCACUUAUAAUAAAUGGAUGUUUAAAUAUUAUGGUAAUUCGAGAAAUAAAAAAUCACUUGAAAAUGAGAACAAAUUCAUGUUUUUUUUUUAAAUUUAACUCAACAAUGGCUAAAUUUGCUGCUUUCUAUUUUUUCUCUCUUUUAAUUUUAGUAAUUUUAGAAAUUUUAAUUUUUCUCUUUUUUGAAAAUAAUAAUAUUCAUUUAGGAUUUAAUUUUUUAACUUUAUAUACAUUUGCUCAAUCAUUGAUUGUUUUUUAUUCACCAUAUGCUUUAAUAAUAACAAAUAAUGAAGUAGGUAAAAAAUUUUUUAAAACUAUUGGUAUUGAAAAAUUUUUAAAAUAG
Molecule: messenger RNA, 930 nt
Organism: Strongyloides ratti
Lineage: Eukaryota; Metazoa; Nematoda; Chromadorea; Rhabditida; Strongyloididae
Product: 7TM GPCR, serpentine receptor class v (Srv) family-containing protein
Exons: 2
Coding region: 1-930 (309 amino acids)
Source: RefSeq, a predicted model, not a curated record